CAAAUACUUUACCUUCCAACUCAAUUCUAUGUGAUCGUAUGAAUCUCUAAUACACCAUACCGACGCUUUAACCAUAAAGUGCUCCGGAAACUGCAGCAUGACGACGGAAAAGAAGCUCUCUUCAGCCCGCAGUAGCUCGGAGAUUGACGAUCACGAUGAUGUUAAGAUGGAGGUCUCUACCGAGAGCUACAGAAGAAAAGACCCUUUCUCAGCAGCGAAGAACCCACCAGCAACUAAAAAGAAGGACACUGGCUCAGAGGAAGAAGUCCAGCAGCUGUUGGUGAGUAAAGAAGAGCUUCCACCUGAGCAGCAGGAGUGGAGCCACAUUCUGGACCAGGAGGACACUAAGCCCCAACACAUUAAAGAAGAACAUGAGGAACUGUGGAUCAGUCAGGAGGAAGAACAGCUUCAAGGACUGGAGGAGGCUGAUACCACCAAGUUUCCCUUCACUCCUGUCUCUGUGAAGAGUGAAGAUGAUGAAGAGAAACCUCAGUCCUCACAGCUUCAUCAGAGACAAACUGAACAGAUGGAAACAGGAGUUGAUGGAGAGGACUGUGGAGGAGCAGAACCAGAGAGAGGCUCAGAUCCAGAGAGAUGUUUACAACCAGAGAUUGAGGUCAAGAUUGAAGACUCUGAUGAACCUGAGACUGAUGACAGUGAUGAUUGGCAAGAGACAAGAGAAGAUCUGUCAGAAUUAAACUUGAAAAAUAAGACACUAAAUACUGGUAAGAGACCACAUAGGUGCUCAGCGUGCGGUAAAAGAUUUAACCGAAAAGAGCAUCUGACCAGACACAUGAUGAUUCACACAGGAGAGAAACCCUUCAGUUGCUCUAAAUGUGAGAACAGAUUUACCUGUAAGUCUAGUUUGACAUAUCACAUGGCAAAUCACAGAGGGGAGAAACCCUUUCACUGCCUUGAGUGUAGUAAAAGAUUUAACAGAAAAGGGCAUCUGACCAGACACAUGUUAGUUCAUACAGGAGAGAAAGCUUUCAGCUGCUCUGAGUGCGGUAAAAGAUUUUACUUGCAAAAUGAUCUGACUACACACAUGACUAUUCAUAUGGGAGAAAAACCCUUCAGCUGCUCUGAGUGUGGUCAAAGAUUUAACCGAAAAGGAAAUCUGUCCAAACACAUGAUUAUUCACACAGGAGAGAAAUGCUACAGCUGCUCUCAGUGUGGAAAACAAUAUAGACAUAAGGGGAAUCUGAAGACACACAUGUUAGUUCACACUGGAGAGAACGCUUUCAGCUGCUCCGUUUGCAGUAAAGGUUUUACCCGAAGAGGAAGUCUGGCCACACACAUCUUAGUUCACAAAGGAGAGAGACCCUUCUGUUGCUCUCUUUGCAGUAAAGCAUUUUAUCAAAAAGGAGCCUUAACCCAACACAUGUUAGUUCACACAGGAGAGAAACCAUUUAGCUGCUCUGAGUGUGAGAAACGAUUUACCACGAAGUCAAGUUUUUCAAUUCACAUGGCAAAUCACAGAGGGGAGAAACCCUUCAGCUGCCUUGAGUGUAGUAAAAGAUUUAACAGAAAAGGGCAUCUGACCAGACACAUGUUAGUUCAUACAGGAGAGAAACCAUUCAGCUGCUCUGAGUGUGGUAUAAGGUUUAGUUCUGAGGGAAAACUGACCAGUCACAUGAUGAUUCACACUGGAGAGAAGGCCUUCAGCUGCUCUCAGUGUGAGAAAAGAUUUACCCAUAAGUCUAGUUUGACAAAUCACAUGGCAUUUCAUAGAGGGGAGAAACCCUUCAGCUGCCUUGACUGUACUAAAAGAUUUUACCAAAAAGUGCAUCUGACCAGACACAUGUUAGUUCAUACAGGAGAGAAACCCUUCAGCUGCUCUGAGUGUGGUAAAAGGUUUAACCGUAAAGUGCAUCUGACCAGACACAUGUUAGUUCAUACAGGAGAGAAACCCUUUAGCUGCUCUGAGUGUGGUAAAAGGUUUAGUUCUAAGAUAAAUCUGACCAAACACAUGAUGAUUCACACUGGAGAGAAAUGCUAAUCCUGUGUAAUGGUAAAUGUUACAUGUUUUGUUGCUGACAUAUGAACCAGUAAGUUGGGAGCAGCUAUGACGUUUGAAUGUAAAGGGUUUAUAUGAAACAGUUACAGUGUAAGGAUCCUUCUUC
Molecule: messenger RNA, 2123 nt
Organism: Labrus bergylta (ballan wrasse)
Lineage: Eukaryota; Metazoa; Chordata; Actinopteri; Labriformes; Labridae
Product: zinc finger protein 708-like
Source: RefSeq, a predicted model, not a curated record